GACUCACCCAGACACAGGACGGCGAUGAGUUUGGGGGCCAUGGUGCCUCUUCUAUUGGGCCGGACACAGGGGUUGAGCUAAAUUGGAAAAUGAACAGGAUGUGGCAGCCAUGGUUUCGCAUGGUGAUUUUCUGGAAGAGAAAUAUAGAGAUCUGUGUCUUCAACCACAAGUCAAGGAAGGAUUUCAGAGAAAUCAUCAAGAACCAGAAUUUGCACUCUUGGUUCUGUCUCAACCCCUGUGUCCGGCCCAAGAGAAGAGGCGCCAUGGCCCCCAAACUCAUCGCCGUCCUGUGUCUGGGUGCUCCCGACGACCUCUCCCUGUCGGCCCGGCCGAGCCCUGUGGUUCCCCUGGGAGGACGUGUGACUCUCUCCUGUGAUUCCCAUCAUCGGUUUGCCACAUUCACAAUAUACAAAACAUCUGGGACCCAGGACCGGGCAUUGCUCACUGGCCAUUCCAGUGACUUCACCAUCAGCCCCGUGACCGCAGGACACGCUGGGACCUAUAGAUGUUCUGGAUUUUUCAGCCGCACCUCACAGCGGUCAGCUCACAGCAACUCCCUGAUGAUCGUGGUCACAGUACUGGGGAAGGAGCUCAUUCCUGUUAACGAUGAGGAUUCGUCAGAACCUAAAACUGUCGUGGCUACUGUGAAGAAAAAGGAUCCUAAGCCAGCACUGUGUUUGCUGAAGGUUCUCAAAGCACAGAGCAAUUCCCGCUUUCCAGGAGCACCGCACGUCUCAUAUGGCCUCAAGGCAGAGCACAGGGAGCGGUGCGGAGAGAACACGCACACACAGUCAGGAAGGACGUGGAUGGGCUUUGGCGGUGCGUUCAGAAAACCAUCCAUCUCUGCACACCCAAGCUCCCCGGUGGCUGCGGGAGCCCAGGUGACCGUGCGCUGUCACUCGGAGCUGGCAUUUGAUGAAUUUAUCUUAUACAAAGAGGGGCACACACAGCAUUCCCAGGAGCUUGACGCGGGGAUGGAGGCUGGGACUCACUACAUCGAGGCUGUGUUUCGCCUGGGUCCUGUGACGCCGGCCCAUGCGGGGGCCUACAGAUGCUGUGGUUCUUUCAGUCACUCCUGCUAUGAGUGCUCGGCUCCCAGUGACCCCCUGGAGAUUGUGAUCACAGGAAAACACAAAAAGCCUUCUCUCUCCACCCAGGUGGGCCCCAUGGUGGGGUUGGGAGAGAAAGUGACAUUAUUCUGCAUCUCCCAAGUCUCAUUUGACCGGUACCAUCUGUGGAGAGAGGGGGCUCCUCAUGGCCAGUGGCUCAGUGGAGGGCAGGGACACAGGGGAGCGUUCCAGGCCAACUUUUCCGUGGGCCCCGCAACGCCAGCCCAUGGCGGGACCUAUAGAUGCUACGGUUCUUUCAAAGCCUCGCCAUAUGAGUGGUCGGCCCCCAGUGAGCCCCUGCACCUUUCCGUCAUAGGAGACCCUAAGAAUACUCAUCUGUCGUUCAUGGAAUCCACCCCUGAAUCUGACACACACCUUCCUCAAGGACAGUCCGGCAACCUGAAUAUCCUCAUUGGGCUCUCAGUAGCCGUCAUCUGCGUUGGCAUUUGCCUCUCUGCUUUUAUUGGUUACUGGUGCUCCGUAAAAUACCACACCCCCAUGGCAAACACAGAGCACGUGGAAGGCCAACAGAUGGAUGAAGAGGACCCUGCAGCAGAAGCAGCACAGGAGAUGGUGUAUGCCCAGUUAAACCAGCACACCCUCUCUCAGAGAGGAGUCACUCCCACCCUCCCGUGUCCUGAGUACCUCUUGGAGGAGCCCAGUAUCUACAUUGCCGUCCACCAAGCCUAGACGGAGGCCACAGCCGCCCCCAGUCUUUGAGCGCAAGGGGCAUUCAUGCACAAGGACCUGGAUCUUUUCCUAGGAGGAUUUUUUUCCAUGGACAUUUCUCCUCCUUCUGGUACUAUCUUGACACCUCCAAGCUGGCAACAGCAGAGUCUGAAUGCCUGUGGGAUUAUCUCAGCACUGCUUCUCAGACAACUAGCCAUUCUAUGAUUCUAUUUUGAGCAUCCAGCCAUUUAAGGUGAUUUGACUCUAUCCACCCACUCAUUCUGGACAUCUCACUAAUGUCACCUGACUUAUUCUGAAACUCUGCAGACAUGCUUCUAGAAAGCUGAUGCAUAUCCUCAGCCAGUUUAGUCUCUAAAUUACUCAGUAAGUCUAUUUUAAAAAUUUUUUGGACAUUUUUACUGCUUUUAUUGCAAUGUGAUUUUUUGGAUUAUGUUAUCAAAUGCUUUUUAAAAAUUGUACUGUAAGUUCUGGGGUACAUGUGCAUAUCUUGCAGGAUUGUUGCAUAGGUACACACAUGCCAUGGUGGUUUGCUGCCUCCAUCCCCCCACCACCUACAUCAGGCGUUAGUCCUGGGAUACGUGUGCAGGAUGUGUAGGUUUGUUACACGGGCAAACGUGUGCCAUGGUGGUUUGCUGCAUCUAUCAACCCAUCACCUAGGUAUUAAGCCCAGCAUGCACUGGUUCUUUUCUCUGAUGCUCGCUGCACCCACUGCCCUCCUCUGACAGGCCCCAGUGAGUGUCUUUCCCCUCCCUGUGUCCACAUGGUCUCACCGGUCAGCUCCCAACUUCUAAGUGAAAACAUGCAGUGUCUGGUUUUUUGUUCCUGCACUGGUUUCUGUGUCUCUGCAAAUGACAUGAUUUCAUUCCUUUUCAUGACUGCAUAGUAUUCAGUGGAGUGCAUAU
Cebus imitator (Panamanian white-faced capuchin) is the source of this 2701-nucleotide messenger RNA. Its product is annotated as leukocyte immunoglobulin-like receptor subfamily A member 1. The record is from RefSeq and is a predicted model, not a curated record. The transcript has 12 exons. Lineage: Eukaryota; Metazoa; Chordata; Mammalia; Primates; Cebidae. The annotation marks the transcript as partial.